CGAAGGCGCAACGUAGCGCGCGUCUCGUUAUGUUCUUCUCGCGUUCGUGGGGUUGAAACGCUUAGUUGGAUCGCGGCACUCUCCAUCGAAGGGUUGAGCGCGAAGAGUAUUGCUCCUUGUGGUCGCUCGCUCGCUUCAUGUUGUCGGUGUGGCCGCGAGAAUUAAAUUAAAUGCACGUCGCGAAGUGUUCAUAGGGAUUCCUUCUCUGUCAUAUAGAUAGAAAUAAAAUUAUAUUUUAUUAAUUAUUUAAAAAUUAUAAUUCUUUUCGAAGGGUUUUCAUGAGAUUUAAAAGAUACAUGCCCCAAAAAGUAUCAAACAUUUAUCGCAAAUCGGGAGUCGCAACAAUUAUCUUGUAUCUUUCAUAAAGUCGUGACGUAGACAAUUAAUCACGCGAAUUCACGUACAAGUGCGUUCUCGCAGAGAAUUCCGGUCGCGAUUCCGGUCAGUGAUCGAUGAAUGCCGACACCGGGCGACUUUAACAGUACACAGGUUGAACUGGACCCGAACAUGAAUCUUGUUGAGAGUUCCGAAGGGACACUUCCUCCGAGAGACUAGAGACGACAUUACGAAGGUCCGAAGGCAAAUAGACCGACAUGUUGACGAUCUAUCGCGCGAUCGAGUUGUAAACGACGCGGUUACAGCACACGUGUGUGCAUUCCCCACGAUUACGGGGACCGAUCAAGGUCGCGGUGGUGGUGGCCGCCGGUGAAAGCACGAUCGUCAGUGAACCUCGGGGGAGGAUGUGGAGGAAGGACGUGACAUUGGUCAGGUCGCUUGUCGUCGCCACGCUGAUCUCCCUGAUCGUCGACGGGGUCGCCGCCGGAAGCUGCAGCUCCGCGAAGCUUUGCUGCCAGGGCAGAGAUUCCGGCUGCGUGAUUCAGAAGGAGUCGUCGAACGCGAUUAUCGAGAGUCCGCGCGACAAGCCGUGCUACUGCGACCAUGCUUGUCUUAAGCUUGCUGAUUGCUGUGACGAUUUCAAGGAGACCUGCGGUGUGGUGGACUGCGCGGUGAGCGAAUGGAGCCCGUGGAGCCUGUGCGAUAACGGAUGCGGAAGUGGCACUCAGAGGCGUAGCCGGGUGAUCGAGAUCUCGGAGAAGAACGGCGGCAAGCACUGUCCCCGCUUGAACCAAGUCAGGACAUGCCGCAGCUUCCAGACAUGCCAUGCCGGGAUUCGUUCGCAGCCGCACGCUAAGAGUGUGACGGUUCUUGCGCUUUUUCCGGGUGACGGCAACAGCACGGACGUAAGGAUCAAGGAUAGGAUCAUCGAUAAAAGCGGCAGCUGCGUUGCUUUUACCAUUGUGCGAGCAUCGCGGAGUUGCAGCAAGAUUUCGGAUUUGCUCUCGGAAGGUUCGCGGAUCUGCGUGGAGCGUCCCGGUAACGAGAGCCUGGACAGAUACGUGGGUAUCGGCAGGUGGAAACUGUCGGCCGACAUCGCUGACGACGGCAACCAUCGACACGACCGGUCGUCGAGUACGGCUUGCCACGGCAAGUGGAUCGGCGACCCGCGGCUCCUGAUGGAUUGUCACGAUCCGCGAUGCGCGCAACCGAGCUGGGUGUCACCGUACACGUCCCAGCUGUUCCCGGCUCGGAGUCGCAGGGACGUGGACGUCAACGUCAACGACGCGGAUAAAAUCGCGAGAAGACGAAGAAAAGGCGGAAGACGGCGGAAGAGCAGAAGAAGACGGCACGCCACCGCCACCGAGCGGUGAAUUGUUCUCCGAAGUUCUGUCGCAGCUUCCCGCGAGUAUCGUCCGUGCUGGGACCUUUCCUUCUCACCCUCCCUUUCUCCUGUCUGUUUCUCUCGUGUAUUCUCUCUCCCACAGACACAUACUCUCUCUUUUCCUGCCCGUUGCGUCUAUCGUUACACUGAAUCGUGACAAAGCUGGAAAAUAGCAAAGCUACGAAUAGCCAGCGGAGUCUCCUCUCUCCAUUUUAAUCGAUCGCUCUUCAAUAUUUUUAAUCAUUUAGUUAGCUUUAAUGUCUCAAGUUCCCUCGGAGGGCUGAAGUUCCCAGAAUAAAAUCUAUUCUUUUCUUCCUUCCUCUUUUUCUUCUCCUCUUGCUCCGUUUGGAAGUAGCAAUCGUGCGGACCCAUCGUCUAGAUUAUCUUGAUAAUUAUCAUAUCGAUUUUAUCAUUAGCGCAGGCUCGCGAGCCGCCCGUUGGGAGACAGUGAAUUUUCUUAUUCCCCUGACAGGGGAAUCACGCAAAAUCGAUGCCCCAGCGAUGUUGAAUUAUGAUUUAUGCCGUGGUUGCGGAUUUAAUAAAUUGUUAGCCAACGGCGCUCUAGAGACAAGGACAGAGCGUCGAUAGAAAUGUACGUUGUGUUUAUUCGUUACAUUUCUCUGUCCUUUCUUCUCGUCGAAUUCCAACUAAUCUAAUGUAUUGUACGCGUUGUCGAAUAGACAAAAUAUAUAUAUUCAUAGAAGGAGCGACUAUAAAAAGGAUUCUAUCAUUAUUAUAACCAUAAAUAACUGUAUUUUAUUAAUAACUAUUAUAUAGUGACUAUUAUAGUAUCUUCCGUAAGAAGGUCUAUAGAACCAAGAAUACUCUUUCGCACACAGUUUGCUUUAGUCAUUGUUUUUACAACGGACGCUGUAAAAGAUCAUUUACAUGCAAGAUACAGAAUAUUGUAAAACCAAUGCCACUCGUUUAUAUUUAAAAAUCGUUAAUCAAUCGUCACAAUGUGAAAACGAGUGUUCUAUUCAAUUCUAACGUUUGUGACUUCCAGUAGUGACGCUGGUUCUGCGACAUCUUGUAAAUCUUAAAAAUAAUUUUCCAUAUUGCUGAGUAUCGACUUAAUUGUUGCCGACAUAUCGUACAACGUAAUACAAUUUUCGUGCAAUCUCAUUUUAGUUAUUAGUACCCGCGACCGUAAGUACGCGGAAUAUUAUCGUUUCUCUUCACGAGUACAUAUCGGCGUGUCGAGGGAGUAGAACCUCUCAAAGCGAAACGAACAAAAAAUGUAAAAGCACAGUCAAUAAAGGGCACUUGCACAUAUCUGGA
Messenger RNA from Ooceraea biroi (clonal raider ant), 3001 nucleotides. RefSeq names its product somatomedin-B and thrombospondin type-1 domain-containing protein. The record is from RefSeq and is a predicted model, not a curated record. Lineage: Eukaryota; Metazoa; Arthropoda; Insecta; Hymenoptera; Formicidae.